AAUUCCAACAUAGUAACCACCUGAAGUAGAAACAUUAAUCCUCUUUAACAGUUUUGUUUCAAAUGAAGAAGAAUUAUAAACACUCUCCUCUAAUCUUUCUCCUUGCUCUUUUACUUAUUUUCUUCACUACAUUUACAAUGGUAUCAGUUGAGGCUAGGAAACACCAUACAAAGAAGAGCAAAAUACACCACAAACAUAGGAAAAAUGGAGGUGGAAAUAAAGCACCAGGUUGUUCAGAGACUCCUUCUCCCACCCCAACUCCAGCUCCUUCUCAUGGUUUUUACCCUACAGAGCCUCCCAUUUUUGAUAUCUUGUCCUUUGGAGCCAAAGGUGAUGGAGUUUCUGAUGAUUCCAAGGCACUUGAAGCAGCAUGGGAAGCUGCUUGCAAAGUCCAAGGGGCUACUCUACACAUUCCUUCAGAAUUCCAAUUCUUAAUCAGUCCCAUUACACUUCAAGGACCAUGCAUGCCUAACUUUAUUUUUCAGGUAGAUGGAAUUCUCUUGGCUCCUUCAAAAGUAGGAACCUGGCCCAAAUCCAGCUUGUUCCAAUGGUUGAAUUUCAAGUGGAUACACAAUUUUACCAUCCAAGGAACUGGCACUUUUGAUGGCCAAGGCUAUAACUGGUGGAAACUUUCUCAAAUUGAUUAUUUCCAGGAGAUGAAGACAUCUAAAAGCAUUCCUGAUAUAAAACCGACUGUUUUACGAUUUUAUGCUAGCUAUAAUGUGACGGUUCGUGAUAUCAAGAUUAUGAAUAGUCCUCAAUGUCACCUAAAAUUUGACAACUCUAAAGGAGUAAAAAUCAAUAACGUUACAAUCUCUGCACCAGAAAGUAGCCCAAACACUGAUGGUAUUCACCUUCAAAAUUCUCAAGAUGUUGAGAUCCAUCAUUCCAAUAUAGGAACAGGAGAUGAUUGCGUGUCAAUUCAAACUGGUUGCUCCAAUAUUCAUGUCCAUCACAUAAAUUGUGGUCCUGGACAUGGGAUAAGCCUCGGAGGACUAGGUAAAGAUAAAAGCGUUGCAUGCGUUUCAGACAUCAUUGUUGAGAACGUGAACUUGGAAAGCACUAUGUAUGGUGCACGGAUUAAGACAUGGCAGGGUGGUCUUGGAUCUGUGAAGAACAUAUCAUUUUCGAACAUUCAAGUGUCAGAUGUUAAGGUUCCAAUCAUGAUUGAUCAAUAUUACUGUGACAAGCAUGUGUGCAAGAAUCAAACAGGAGCUGUAGCAAUAUCCAACGUUAAGUUCAAUCAGAUAAUAGGAACUUACUCUGCCAAGCCAAUUCAUCUAGCUUGCAGUAACUCAACUCCAUGCACAGACGUUGAUCUAAUUGACAUUCAAUUAAAACCAUCGUUGAAUUAUCGGGGAAUUCAGCAGGGAUUGUGCUGGAAUUCUUAUGGAAAAUCACAAGCACCACUUCUUCCUUCAAGUAUGGAUUAUUGUGUAAGAAGGGGAAGUGGUUUUGUUAGAAGAAUAUCAAGAUCCCAUGAAAAUAUUUGCUCGUAAAAUUUUAUGUAUAGCCAUUAUAUUUCCUAGUUUUUUUUUUGUCUUUCAGGUGUUGUUGUAAAUUUGUGUCUGUUUAAAUUUUCCUUGGUUGUUUUCUCUUUCCUCUAUGUUUUUGCGAUGGGAAGGCACAACUUCUAGCCAGUCUAGAAAUAUGCGAUAUAUAGAUGAAUUUUGGGCUGUA
Molecule: messenger RNA, 1680 nt
Organism: Nicotiana attenuata
Lineage: Eukaryota; Viridiplantae; Streptophyta; Magnoliopsida; Solanales; Solanaceae
Product: polygalacturonase At1g48100
Exons: 8
Coding region: 63-1499 (478 amino acids)
Biological process (GO): carbohydrate metabolic process
Molecular function (GO): polygalacturonase activity
Source: RefSeq, a predicted model, not a curated record